This is a messenger RNA of Candidula unifasciata, 856 nucleotides long. NCBI's taxonomy places the organism in Eukaryota, Metazoa, Mollusca, Gastropoda, Stylommatophora, Geomitridae. The record is from the annotation of a GenBank genome assembly.
AUGGGGUCCAGUCGCUGGAGCUGUUCUUACAGUGGCUGUGCUCUCUGGUUCAAACACUGCCUUCUGGUUAUCGAAAGUGUCGGGCUAGAAACCAGUGUGACUCUGGAGGUUAUCUUCAUGAUCGCGAACAUUCAGACAUUAGGUGUCCCAAUCCGUUACUCCUCACUUCCUGGAACAAUUUCAGCUGCUAUGGGAAUAGUAUUGAUACCCACGAUGGGAUUCGUUAUGGACAGAUGCGCGAAAUCAAAAUCUGCGAAAGCCCUAAUUCUCAUUGGAACCAGUUGUUUGGAAAUUAUGGGUAGCAUGUUAAUCUUUAUAGGAAACGCAAUUAAACUGGCAUACUACGAUGAUUCUGGAAUUGAUAUUAGUUCAACCGUGUUUUAUACUCCUGGCGUGACUUAUCCGUGGAAUAAUGUGAAUACUUCAAUAACCCCAACUUUAAACGACUAUUUAUUAGAACACAAUUUUUCUAACUUUCAAACAUACUUUACAACUCCCAGUGUGUCACUGUCUGUGAGUUCUUCAGGGGAGGAAACUAUUAGAUAUUUCGCAGUUUUAGCCAUGAUCGGUUAUUGCCUCUUGGACUGUGGCUAUGACUCUUCCAACUGCUUUCUGAAGACCUUCGCACUAGCCUCCACGAAACCACGGUACCAUUCUGGUAUCAUUGUGAAAUCUGUGUUCGUCUCUUCAUUCGGAGGUUGUCUAAUAGCUAUACUGGGAUCUAUUGGCCUUGGGAGACUGCUAGUAGCGGGGACAGAUCAUGAUGCCAGUGCUGCCCAAAGUGCUUUUGUGGCAGGUCUCUGUUUUGUGAUUAUGGUGUCAGGUCUGGCCACAACUCUGACCACUGGAUUCUGUU